This is a messenger RNA of Zymoseptoria tritici IPO323, 852 nucleotides long. RefSeq lists its product as uncharacterized. Bases 1 to 852 code for a protein of 283 amino acids. The transcript has a single exon. The record is from RefSeq and is a predicted model, not a curated record. Lineage: Eukaryota; Fungi; Ascomycota; Dothideomycetes; Mycosphaerellales; Mycosphaerellaceae.
AUGACGUCGACGGUCAACCCAAUUCUCCCCAACGAGCUCAUUCUGCGGGUCUUCGAUCACACCGUCCCGUCUGCUUUGGAAAUCGAUGUCGUCGUCGCCGACGACGAUCGGAUGAAGGAUGCUGUGGCAAACUUCCUUCACCAAACCAACAUCGAGGUGUUGCCCCAGAUCGCCAUUACCAACUCAUCAGAGUGGCGAUCAACCCGUGCCCUGCUUAACCUCAAUUUCGAAAUCGCUAGCCUCACAGGUAGAAGGUCCACCAUCGAGUGGCCCUCCACACUGAACGUCGGCUUCGACAACGUCGUUCAGCGAUCGUCUGUUACCAACAGUGCGCCAGACAUGGUCCUUGCCAAGUUUAAGCUUUUCACCGCGACCAUCCCGAUUGUCAUCAGAUACGGACGUCAUGGACGUCGUACCCUCAUCGGUAAACUCGUUCUGAAGUACGAACGCUCGGGACAAGGAUGGACUCACCAGGCGGAUGAUGCAGCAUGGAUCUCAAUCACCGGAGGAGAAUCCGAAGCUCGCUUCUCAGCCGCUGGGUUGGCCGCCUCUGGAAGAGAAGGAGUUCUAGCACGAUCAACAAAUGUGCUUGCGAAUGGUAUCAACCACGGUCUACCCAACGAUCUACCGAACUCGAGCUUGAGUUUGGUCUGGCUCUCACGAUUCCGAAAGCACGUGGAGGAGAGGAUCUCUCUUGCUUCCCGCAGGGUCGCGGGCUCAGACUUCGUGCCAAGGGGGUUCAAUCUGCGACUGUUUGCAUACAGUCUCGAACGGGUCUCGACGGUUGAGAAGAAUGCGGCCGAGAUGCGUGCAAGGCACCCAUCACGCCGCGUCUUCGGGCGACCGACUUGA